GGGUAAGGAGGAAAGGGCAAAUGCCUUGCCGAGACCUGGGUACCGCGCUCGCGACGGUUAAGCUGUGCUUGAGGACAAGCGCCGGGAAAACAAGAUGGCGUGAUGGUUGUUGUCUCCUGUCUACUCUAGUGGUCCGGAAAUGCCUAUAGAAGUAAGGGAUGGGGUAUCUGUUGUUCUUCCGGAAGAAGGGACGUGGACCGACCUAGAACUGGCCUAUGAAACCGUGAUGCUGGACGAGAAGGACACGUUCCUCUGGAUAGAGACAAUCUGGACUAAGGUCAGCCUGACGAGACUUUCACCUAGCUUGAUGGACCUAGAAUUCCGGGGAACAGUGGAAGCUCGAGGAUGGGUCUACCUAUCACAGGAAUUGGAAAAUGCAAUGGUAGUGGGACCAGUAUUGGGCACGACACCGGAUCAGCUGUUUAGGCAAGCAGAACGGGAAGUGGUAUGGGCAGCAUGUCAGAGGGCAAAAAUGGAGAUGGAAAGGAUGGAGGUGCGGCUGGAACUCGGGGACCGGAAAAUUAUGAGACGCCCUCUUAGGACAAUGAGGAUGUCUGGCCAUUGUAGGGUUCGGGGCGGAUCACGAGUCAGGAGAUUCAAAGGCGAGCGCGUGAUGGCGCGAAGAAGGACGUUCCUCGAGGAACGCCCCUUGGGCAUUGAACCACCUAGGGAAGUACCAGGUGGGGUAGAGGUUAGCUUGCCGGCGGCAAGUGAAGGCUGGCACCACGUGGCAGAUUGGGUCGGGGUCGAGCUUGCGGAAAAUAUGGUCUACUUGGUGACGAAAGUUGAGUGGCGUGCGGAUGAGAAUGGGGAAUGGAACCCGGACCCGCGGGGGCAUGUGCGUGCAGAAGGACGGCUGUAUGUAUCAGAGGUUGGGUGGAGGGAGUUCGGGGUUCGACUGGCAUCAAGAGAAGACCCGUUGAGCAUGUUUGAAGGGGCAUGGCAGUUAGUAUGGCGAGCGGGAUUUGAGUUCGCAGAUCCGGGGGUUGACGAUGUAACAGCGGACCUUAGGGUAGCCAUGGUCGGGAGUUUUGAAUUGCCCAAUGAAAAUGUACGAAUGAGGCUGCCGCCCUUCCUGCUGGAAAGGUUGGGCGGUCUGGGACUUGUUAGACGAGCGGUAGCCGACCUCGCAAGCUUGACAUACGAAGAGGCAAUGGUACAUCGAGAAUACUAUCGGGCCUUCCUAGAAAUGAGCCCGUUUAGUGGAGAGCAGAAGUAUGAGGUGUUGCGCAUCCUGUGUGCCGUGUUUAGCACCAGGCCGAGGGCUCCGGUCGUGGGAAGUGAGGUCCUGUGGGGAGUCAUCCGAUGGGAGAUAAGUCAAGGGAUGGUGUACGUAGAUGAUCUGUACCGAUUGCUAGGUAAAGAAAUGGCGACUGAGGAAGGGAUCGAUGACCAGCAGAGCGGAGGGAAUCAGGGCACGAAUGGGGAUGGGGAACGAAACGAGGGAUCAACCAGGGAUCGAGAGUCAGCCAAACUGGAAGGAACCCGAGAAGACGGAAAGGACGCCUCAAUUGGAGAAAGCUCGGGGAAAGCUGGGGGUAGCAAAAAGGGACCUCAGGAAAACAGGGAAGGGGGAAACGAUAUGAGAACAAGCCCUCGGAACUCAGCAGGAGCCACCCCUAAAAAGACAAAAGUCUCGGAUGCCAGCCGUAAAUUGGCAGAGAGAGAAAAACAGACAGCAGAAUUUAAGGCAAGGCUUAUCGAGCAGAUGAUGGUCGAGGAUGAGGAGGACCCCCAGGGCGCAGGGUCACGAGAGGGACGCAGGGCCGGUCAGGACGAGACCAGAGGAACGCCGAAAACCAGGGAGAAGCAGAGGGAAAGCAAGGAGGGAGAAGGGACUAGUGCAGUUGGGGAAGGGGGUAGCUCCGAAGGUGGGCUCAAGAAGAUAGUCACCACCCUCACCCGGUCACUGAGCAAAAACCAGGGGUACCUCGCAGAUGCAAAGAAGAAACUCACGUUCGACGGGGCAAACAUUACGGAGUUUCUGAUAGACUAUGAGAACCUAGCAGCCUUACUGAAAUGGACGAUAGAGGAAAAGAUUGAGCACCUAGGGCAACACGUGUCGCUAAGCUUGGGAAGGGACAUUAUGGCCAUCGUCGCCUCCAGUGGAUCCUGGAAAGAAACUAGGAAUGAGAUGAUGAGGAAAUAUCGGAAGACAGAAAAAAUGGCAGCAGAGGCCGAAUUAGCCGCAGUCAAGAGGAAAAACUAUGCGACUUACAACGAUUUCCUAAGGGCAUUUAUGUUAGUGACGUUGCGAAUUCCCGGGGUAACGGACCGCAUAAUGAGUAAAUACUUCCUCAGGCAGUUCUCCGAGUUUGACAAGGAUAAGAUUCUGUCAGCAUACCAGCAGACCAGUAAGUUCGAGUACACGAGAGAUGUGGACUUCAACACCGUAACAGACCUUGCGGAAAAGACAGUGGUCACCGAGACACUAGCCCUGCUUAAGGAACUGGAGGUCAUAGAUCUGACCGGGAAGACAGGGGAUAAGGUCAAGAAGGGGAUAGAGAGCGUGCACGAAUGGGUGCACGAGGUUGACAGCAAGAUGGACAGAAUGGAAAAUGCGUUGUUAGUAAUGCAGGCGCAAGUGUCCAGRCCCGCCCUCCCGCCCCAAGAGGCCGUGGUUCCAGCAGCUGUAGCAAACCGGGGGUUUGGCAGGAGGGACCCGACCAACGAACAAUGCAAGUAUUGCACCAUGAUCGGGCAUUUCGUUCGGGCCUGUCCGAGGCUCAAUCACGAUAUCGAGUGGCAGAGGUGCAGUAGGUCCCUCAAAGGCGAGAUCCUCGGACCCAGGGGGGAGCGUGUCAAUUGGAACUCGUCAGGAGGGAUGCGGCGAGCCGUCAUCCUCCUGAAUAACUUAGAGAUAGCUGCCGUAAACAAGGAAGUAGCAGGGAGUAUCCGGGGAGCCGUUGGCGAAAUUCCUUUCACAGGGUAUGUCACCAAAUGUGCAGUCAGGACGGGAAUCCGAGAAUCCAUCUGGUCCUUUCAGCGGAUGACCGCGAUGGAGGAAAUGGAUCACGACGUAAUCCUCGGGAGACAGUGGUGCGCCAAUGUGGAAAUGAUAGGAAUGCACCUGCACGACGGCACAUACAUGGUAAACAUUGAGGACCCAGUGACCGGCCGCGGGGAACUCCUCCAACUUCUUGGGACCGGAGGGGACCUUCCGAAGGGCAAAUUGGCAACCUGGUCUCCAACAUUCGAAGAAAGUGCGCGGAAGGGGGCAUUCGCACGAAUGGAAGGCAUGAGGGAAAGAGUAGAAAUUAUGAUCGAGGAGGCUUUUAGUAAAAAGGAAUGGAUCAAGAUGGGUCUGCCCGUAAAAAAGAGGAGGCCAGAGGACGAGCCUCUGGGGGUUAUGGUGGCGGAAAAGGAGCAGGAAGUUGAACUCGGGGCCAGCCUGCCCAAGCCAAAGGAAGGUCGUAACGAGCCCCACGAGCUAGCGCUCGAAAUCCCAGACCUGUUGCAACUUGUUAAGGCAAUCAGGUACCACAAGGUGGGAGUGGACCCGGCAGGGCUUGCCAAGUUUGAGGAUGAGGUUCGAAAAGGCUACUGCCUGAAUGGGAAGAUAGUUAGCAUUCAGCCCCAAGGCAGUGUGCGAAAAUACAAACCCGUAGGAAAGAAGGCCAAGCCGGUCUCGAUCCUAGUAGAAACAUCAAAGGAAGAGGCCAUGGAAAAAGAGGAGGAGAUCCUACGGGUUAUAAGGGAGAGACGCGCAAUGGAAGGGCAUCGCAUACCAGACGAGGUAGCAGAUACCAUGAAAAUAGGAGUGGAAGGGUUUCUAACAGCGGAAGAAACUCAGUUGAUAAAAAAGUCAUGCCAGGAGUUUCAUUUAGCCUUCGCCUUCAACGAUCAUCAGAAAGGGCGAUUGGACGCAAAGCUAGUUCCCCCUGUCAGGAUCCACACCGUACAGCACGAGUGUUGGAAUGAUAAAGGGCCCGCCUAUGAGUUUGGGAUAGCAGCGGAGGUCACCGACCUGCUUAGAGCUAAGAUAGAUUCUUUCGUGGUUGAACCCACCGCAUCCCCCUACGAGAACAAGUGGUUCGUGUUCAGGAAGCCCAAUAAGACGCUCAGGUGGAUCCAGGACCUGCAAAAGCUCAAUGCGGUAACAAUUAGGGACGCAGGCUCGCUUCCACAGGCCGACUUGUUGGCAGAAUCCCAUGCGGGGCGGAGUAUUUACUCCCUGGUAGACUUGUACUUAGGAUAUGAUCAGUUGCCGCUCGAUGCGAGGGAUAGAUCGUACACUGCAAUGCACACCCCCGUAGGGCAGCUGCAGAUGCAAGUGACCGCUAUGGGGUUUACAAAUGCGGUAGCAGAGGCGCAGAGAAGGAUGCUCGCCGUCGCAGGGGAUAUAUUUCCGGAAAAGUGUGAACCGUAUAUAGAUGAUAAUCCCGUAAAAGGCGCAAGGUACAAGGACGAGACGGAGAUCGAGCCGGGCGUACGAAACGGACCCAAGAGCAUCCUGGCCGUCCCGGAAGUAACCAUACUGGGAUUUCGUUGCGGAGCUUACGGGAGGAGACCCGACCCAGCAAAGACGGAUAAGAUCUCCCAAUGGCCGACACCCCUGCGUACCACGACGAAAGUACGAGCCUUCCUAGGGGUGGUGGGGUUCUGGAGGAUCUUCAUCAGAGGAUUUACAAAGAUAGCAGAGCCCAUCCGCGCAAUGAUUAGGGAAGGCGGCACCAUGGAUUGGACCGAGGAUAGGGAAGCGGCGGCCCAAAUCCUGAAAGACAUCCUAUCGUCCGACCAGGUCACUCUAGCAGCACCCUGCUUCAAUGACGAGGUAGGACGACCCUUCAUCUUAGAAACAAACGGGGGACCACUGGCAGUUGGAGGAGUGUUGAUACAGAGAAGCGAGGAGGGCAAAGAAAGACCAAUCAGAUCUGAAAGUAGGACCCUGAAUUCAGCAGAACGACGGUAUUCGCAGUUUAAGAAGGAGGUCUUAGCAAUCUUACAUUGUCUCAAGACCUUCCAGGCAUACCUGUUCGGAAGCCGAUUUAUCCUAAGGAUCGAUCCCACCAACGUGGCCGGAACCCUAAAGAACUACAAGCCUAUAGAUCAGACCGUUGGCAGAUGGAUAGGCUUCAUAUGGCAAUUCGACUAUAAGGUCGAGCGAAUUGCAGGGCUUCGAAAUAGGGCAGAUGGGUUGAGCAGGGUUUGCAUCACGCCAGAAGGAGUAGAGGACGUGGAAUCAAUUGACGCCUUCCUGGAGUACGAAGGAGGGACCCUUGUUGUGGAUAAUGAGAUGGCAGAUCCAGCAAUUACAACAGGUCAGUUGUUGAUUCAUACCUUGGAAAAAGGCGCGCCCCCAGUAGUUGCAGAACUCAGGGAAGGACCAGUCACCUCGGUCGGGCGCAAGGAGGAAAAGGACUCGUGGGGAGCAGAAGUAGGGGCCAGAGAGGAAUUGAUGGCAAUGACCGUGGAGGGGGGACGAGACGCCGUGAUGACGUUGGCCGAAGCUUGGGCGCAAAAAGAGUGUCAGUACGUAGUCAACCUCACUCGGGAGGAACAGGGUACAGAUCAGAAGGAACAUGAGUUCUUCCUCAUACAGAUGUACGAGGGCGUCUUUAAAGAAAUCGGUAUGUUGCUUGUAGGGAACAAACAACCCAUGGAAGUCAGUCCCAAGGCAAGGGAGGAAGUCGAAAAGCCGGAAGAAGGACAGUCGUCAAGGCAAGCUGGACAGUCAAGCUCCAGGAAAAGGAAGUUGUAUGUGGGGUUCGAUCACAACCUAGUUGUGAACAGGGGGCGCAGAAAGCAAGGAACCAGGGGACCAUCGCCGCUAAGGGAAGGAGAGCCAAUAGAAUUGUCAUCAGACAGUGACCCUAGUAGCAAGGAAGAGGGAAACCCGAAAAAAAGGCAAAGGCUGGAGGAGGGGAACCCAGAAGAGGGACAACGACCGGGAGAGGACGAGCCCGUUGAGUUUAUCGACCUCACCACCGACGAGGAGGAAGAUGAGGUAACAACGCCCACAAGGGAAAAACGGGGAAGAGGGGAGCAACCGGGUGAGAAAAAGGACAAAUGGAUAGAAGAGUUCGGAUCUGAGUUCAGCGAUUGGUUUGAUCAAUGGGGGACUAUCUUGCGAUAUCAGUGGAUUAUGAAGGCGAGGGAAAAGCUGGGCAGGGGAGAGGAUCUAUCCCCAACAACCUUCUUCACAGAACGGACACUCCUCCAGUUUCAAGGAAUAAAGAGGCAAAUGGAGCAGGAAAUGGAGGAUCGCGCAAGGAGGGAGGCUCAACGCAGGCCACUUGGACGAUAGAGGCACAACAGUCGUAAUAAGGAAUAGCUAGGAGUUGGGAGGGUUUGGUCCCUGGGCAGUCAGAGCUGCCAUUUUGGACUUCGCAUUUGAACUCUUUUUGUGAAUGAAUUUUCUAAGCUCGA
Messenger RNA from Chara braunii, 6369 nucleotides. Lineage: Eukaryota; Viridiplantae; Streptophyta; Charophyceae; Charales; Characeae. The record is from the annotation of a GenBank genome assembly.